Messenger RNA from Sesamum indicum (sesame), 939 nucleotides. RefSeq names its product DNA sliding clamp PCNA. NCBI's taxonomy places the organism in Eukaryota, Viridiplantae, Streptophyta, Magnoliopsida, Lamiales, Pedaliaceae. Gene Ontology annotation, cellular component: PCNA complex. Gene Ontology annotation, molecular function: DNA polymerase processivity factor activity; DNA binding. The record is from RefSeq and is a predicted model, not a curated record. Gene Ontology annotation, biological process: translesion synthesis; regulation of DNA replication; mismatch repair.
AUGUUGGAGCUGAGGCUAGUGCAGGGGAGCCUGCUGAAGAAGGUGCUGGAAGCGAUUAAAGAUCUGGUGAACGAUGCUAAUUUCGAUUGCUCCGCCACUGGAUUCUCCCUGCAGGCCAUGGAUUCGAGUCACGUGGCGCUGGUGGCCCUGCUGCUUAGAUCAGAGGGUUUCGAGCACUACCGCUGCGACCGCAACAUUUCCAUGGGAAUGAACCUCAAUAACAUGGCCAAGAUGCUCAAGUGCGCCGGUAAUGAUGACAUUAUCACACUCAAGGCUGACGAUGGCAGCGACACUGUCACCUUCAUGUUCGAGAGCCCAACUCAAGAUAAGAUUGCGGAUUUUGAGAUGAAGCUCAUGGAUAUUGACAGUGAGCAUCUUGGAAUUCCAGAAGCAGAGUACCAUGCUAUAGUUAGGAUGCCAUCUGCAGAGUUUGCAAGAAUUUGUAAAGAUCUUAGUAGUAUUGGUGACACAGUUGUGAUUUCUGUUACCAAGGAGGGUGUAAAAUUCUCAACAAGAGGAGAUAUUGGAACUGCCAAUGUUGUUUGCAGGCAAAAUACCACUGUUGACAAGCCAGAAGAAGCAACGGUUAUAGAAAUGAACGAGCCAGUGUCACUGACUUUUGCGCUGAGGUAUUUGAACUCCUUCACUAAGGCGACUCCCUUGUCAAACACGGUUACCAUAAGCUUGUCUUCCGAACUCCCAGUGGUGGUAGAAUACAAGAUUGCAGAAAUGGGGUAUGUAAGGUUCUACUUGGCGCCCAAGAUAGAGGAGGAUGACGAGGAGACUAAGCCUUAAGUUUAUUACUUGGAAAUUCUCAUCCUGCUAGUAGUUAGUCAUCACAAGCUUUAGGUCUUGUAUAUCUUUUUACUGCAUUUACUUCCCCUCAAUGAGAGAACUUAUGUUGAAUUCCUUCUUUUUGUACCAGCAUUUUAACUUCCU